CCCAGAAAGAUGGCGGCCCCCUUGGAGCUCAGCUGCUGGGGCGGCGGCUGGGGGCUCCCAUCGGUACACACCGAGUCUCUGGUGGUAAUGGCUUAUGCCAAAUUUUCUGGUGCACCCUUGAAAAUCAGUGUCAUAGACAACACCUGGAGGGGUUCACGAGGUGAGAUACCAAUUUUGACAACUGAUGACAACGUUGUUUCUCAACCUGCAAAAAUACUAAACUUUUUAAGAAAACAGAAAUAUAAUGCUGAUUAUGAACUGUCAGCAAAACAAGGGGCAGAUACACUGGCUUACAUAGCUCUCCUUGAAGAGAAACUUCUCCCUGCUGUGCUCCACACAUUCUGGGUAGAGAGUGACAAUUACUUUACUGUGACAAAGCCAUGGUUUGCGUCACGAACUCCUUUUCCCUUGAGUUUGAUCCUGCCUGGAAAAAUGUCUAGGGGAGCACUGAAUAGGAUUCUCCUGACCAGAGGAGAGCCUCCACUCUACCAUGUCCAAGAAGUAGAAGCACAGAUAUACAGAGAUGCCAAGGAGUGCCUAAACCUUCUAUCAAACAGAUUGGGAACAUCUCAGUUCUUUUUUGGAGAUACGCCUUCUACUUUGGAUGCCUAUGUGUUUGGCUUUCUUGCACCUCUUUAUAAAGUACAGUUUCCUAAAGUUCAGUUACAAGAACAUCUGAAACAGCUUUCCAAUCUCUGUCGCUUUUGUGAUGACAUCCUAAAUAGUUACUUUAGGCUUAGUCUUGCAGGUAUCUCUCCAACUGGACAAGAAACAGUAGAUGCAAAUCUACAGAAACUCACACAACUUGUAAAUAAGGAAUCCAACUUGAUUGAAAAGAUGGAUGACAAUCUUCGUCAAAGCCCCCAGCUGCCUCCUCGGAAACUGCCAACACUCAAAUUGACUCCAGCAGAAGAAGAAAAUAAUUCCUUCCAACGGCUAUCACCCUAACAGUCAUCACACUUUGUG
This is a messenger RNA of Octodon degus (degu), 966 nucleotides long. RefSeq names its product metaxin 3 (gene Mtx3). The coding region runs from base 10 to 948 and encodes 312 amino acids. The record is from RefSeq and is a predicted model, not a curated record. Lineage: Eukaryota; Metazoa; Chordata; Mammalia; Rodentia; Octodontidae. The transcript is spliced from 9 exons. Gene Ontology annotation, biological process: mitochondrion organization. Gene Ontology annotation, cellular component: SAM complex.